Molecule: messenger RNA, 2925 nt
Organism: Bufo gargarizans (Asiatic toad)
Lineage: Eukaryota; Metazoa; Chordata; Amphibia; Anura; Bufonidae
Gene: ZNF438
Product: zinc finger protein 438
Exons: 3
Coding region: 92-2416 (774 amino acids)
Biological process (GO): regulation of transcription by RNA polymerase II
Cellular component (GO): nucleus
Molecular function (GO): sequence-specific DNA binding; DNA-binding transcription factor activity, RNA polymerase II-specific
Source: RefSeq, a predicted model, not a curated record
AUGGCGCUGACGUCCCCACAGGUCCUUUGCCCUGUAGGAUGCAGCCGGGCUCGGCUGUCCUGCUGCCCCUGGAGUCCAGGAGGUGUCUGCCAUGCAUCAUGUCCAGGAGAUUAGUGCGGGGAAAGCAGCGUCUCCUCCAGAUGAGUCAAAAAUCUCUAUUGGAUCUACUGGGAUUAUGCACUGCAAGAAGACUGUUCCCAGCACAACUCACUUCAGAACUAUUGCACCAAAAGUGGCUCCAAAAGUGCUUUCUUCCUAUUCGUCAUGCAGUUAUCCUUCUUCCUUAUCUGAUGUUGUUAUGCCUGGAGCUAAACCUUUGAUUAUUAACACUCAGAACUAUACUCUGAUGAAAGUCGCUGGUCAUGAUGGUACUUUCUCCCUUGUAGCUUUACCACAAGUCACUUCACCAGUGGGUGGAUCUGUGAUACAAACUACAGGUAUACCUUUACAAGAAAAUCUCAAAUUACCCAUUCCAAGGUACCAACCCGCUCGCAGCAAAAAGCUCCUCAACAAGAGAUCAAAGGGCCCAUGUAAGCCAAAAACUGAAAACUCUAGUGAGCAGGUAAAUCAAGAUGGACCUUCUGAAGGUACUGCAACAUUGCACCGUAAACCUGAAAAAGCAAAACCUUUGGUGGUAGAAGAGUCUUGUUUUCAAAGCCAGCUUUUCCCAGGCAGCGGAGCUGAGGCUUGUGAUGUAAAUAAUUGUACCAUUACAUGUAUGGAAAAAAGUCUGAAGUUCCCAACCUUCUGCACGGGUAGCCCAGUAAAGUUCAGUGCUCAUACUGAGAAGACAAUUGGUUCAUCAGACUGUGGGUCACUAGUUAGAUAUGAAAGCACCAAAGUUGUUGACUCUACAAAUUCAUUAACGCUCUUCUCUCCAGUUGUUUUUGGCAGUCCACUUCCUCUUCUCCAAUCUGUUCCUAAGGGAAAAUUGCCCAUUUUACCAUAUUCAAAAAUCAAGAAAUCGAUUGCUUUGGAAAAGAAUGUAACAAAGCCAAACGUAGGUCAAACUGGCCUACAGACAGACACUUGCCAAGUCCACGUGACUUCUCCUUCUGUCAGUGUUUUAAAUGUCUCCACUGUGAAUAGUCCAUGCCAGCCGCUUUUAACAUCUGACUCCGGGGUCUUGAGCAAGCAAAGUUCUGGUUUAGGAAGGAAACGGGGGAAGAAACGAAAAAGUUUUGGUGAGAUGUUGGGCUACCAAACAAAAAUGAGACUGGUUGGAGACAAGCUCAUUAUGUGCAAAGAUAAGUGCAAAGCUCAGGUUGGUAUCAUUGGUAAAAGUGAAACGUCACUGAAGAAAUAUCGAAACAUAAUGCCAAAGCCAAUGGUGGAGAUUCAGAGCUUGGCAUCGCUGGAUGCCUCCAAUCCUCUUUUUCAAGCAAACAUGGCUGAAUGUCAUCUAAGAAAUAGGUUGGUUGGUAGCAGACUUCACAGGUGGAGGCAAGGAGAGCAGAUGCAAAAGAGUGCAGCAAGAGUGUUGCAUAGGUGUCAUGUAUGUAAUUACGGCUUUCAGUUUAAGCACCACUUACAGGAUCAUCUGAACAGUCACAGCAACAAGAGACCCUACCACUGUCGCCUCUGUCGUAAGGCCUACGUGCACUCGGGCAGUCUCAGCACACACAUGAAGCUCCACCACAGCGAGAGCCGCCUCAAGAAGUUAAUGUGCUGUGAGUUCUGCGCCAAGGUCUUUGGACACAUUAGAGUUUAUUUUGGUCACCUUAAAGAAGUACACCGAGUUAUUAUAAGCACGGAAUCUUCCUGUAAACAGCCAGAGAGAAAAACCCUGAUUCUCAAAGCGAAAUCUGAAGAUAAUUUAUUACUAAAUAGGAAUAAGAACAUCGCUAAUGAGGAAGACUCCAUUCCAGGAUCAACAGAUGAGAUCAAAUUACAGAUCAAAUGUGGACGUUGUCAUUUCGUAGCUCCCACUUUUUCAGAUAUGAAGCUCCAUUUGUUAAGUGUCCAUGGAGAUGACUCUCAAGAAGUAUUUCCGGAAGGAGUCCUGGAAAGCCGACAGGGUGUCCAAGAGGAAGUGGUUAAACAAGCAACCCAUCACUGGAAGCUACUGAGCGAAAGACGAAAUGGGCCUAGGGGCAACAGCUGUGACGAGGUGCUGGAUGCUGCAAGUAGGAUGAAGGAACCUCUCAGAACGUCUGACACAACUGCUGCUGAACUUUCUGCAAGUGAGUCUACUCCAUCAGUGGAAGGAAAGGACAACUCAAGCCAAAGUAUGAAGCUUUCAUCGGAGAUCAAAUUCUAUUGCAGGAACCAUUUCAACUGCUUGCUGUGCACACAGAUGUUGGAAACCCAGAGGGAACUCUUUGAACAUUGGGAGACGAAGCACAACUGUGAGAAUCCCUUGGUGCUUUGGAUGGUCUUCAACGCAUUGCCUAAGAGUGAUCAAGAAAUCACCUGAAAAGCCUUUCUCUUUGUGUGCAAGUUUGUGUUAAAAUUUUAAUCCCAGCUUUUUCUGCACUGAUCUGUACUUGACUCCAGCUUUAUGUUUUUUAUAUCUGUGAUUUUAUAUUGUUGUGGGUUUUGUUCCGACAUAAGACUUUUUUAUGGGAUGGUGAUCUAUGUACAGUUAUUUAUUGCAUCUAAGAUUGUUUGAUGAGGUGUUAUGCCACUUUGUGCAAUGCCCAAAGCCUUUUCUGUGUUGCCUAGGCUGUUGUUUUGGUGGACAGACGGUGAAGCUCUUCAUGUUACACUGUAGUAACGUGGCACUUAGACAGAGCUUUUUCCCAAGAAUCUCAAGCAUUAAUAUUUUUCGCUAAUUUAUAAGAAUAUAACAGGGCCUUAUAGCAAAACUAUUUUCACAGUGCAUCUGCAGUACAUCUUUACCGUAUCUGCCGGGUUUCCAUUUUUUUUUUUAAGGUGUACCUAAAUUUACAAAUUAACCUUAUUAAAACCUACUCUAAUGUGACC